Gadus morhua (Atlantic cod) is the source of this 3438-nucleotide messenger RNA. RefSeq lists its product as uncharacterized. The record is from RefSeq and is a predicted model, not a curated record. The transcript has 5 exons. The coding region runs from base 233 to 2608 and encodes 791 amino acids. NCBI's taxonomy places the organism in Eukaryota, Metazoa, Chordata, Actinopteri, Gadiformes, Gadidae. Gene Ontology annotation, molecular function: protein binding.
UCUAACUCUCACACCAUUAACCAACUGGAACAGCGGUACUCUUAACUUGACCAUCCCCAUAGCAAAGCCCACCCAACAACAUGCAGAUGCUAUGGUUACCUGCACUUUAAUCUCGGCUGGAGGUUUACAGCUUUAUCGUACUUGUCAGUCGAAAGACUCGACACCAUUGUCUCCUGAUACCUCCAAACUAGGCCCAUGAGUGUUUGGAAACUACAGACUUUCUGAAACAACUAUGCUUGCGGUGGUGUACUUAGUGGCUCUGCGGCUGUUGUGUGAACAUCUGGCACUGGGUCAGGCUUGUAUUGCAGACGGGCAAACACUCAUCUGCCAGAAGAUACCGACAGUUUUCAGCCCCGGGUACUCGUCCCUGCUGGUGCUGAUCCCAGACCUGCUCUGGCUCAACUCCACCAUGCUCCACAGUAAGAACCUGGAGAACAUCACCCGGCUCACCGUCAAGGGCCACAUGACGGAGAUGGUGCCAGGGGCCCUGGCCUCCUUCCAGAGCCUCCGGACCCUCAUCCUGGACGAGAACGCCCUCACCCAGAUAGACCCGGCCUGGCUCAGCCCCGACACCUCCGCUGCUCUCAAGGUCCUCAGCCUGUCGGGGAACCACAUCGAGGUCCUGAGCGGGUCCACGCUGGGCGGGCUGUCUGGCCUCACCAAGCUCAACCUGUCCAGAAACCGGAUCCGAGAGGUGGAUCCGGCCAGCUUCCGCCCGCAGACCCACCUGGUGUCUCUGGAUCUGUCCAGGAACCGUCUGACCCGGGUGUCGCCCCAGGUGCUGGGCUCGGUCGGCACCGCCGUUUGGAGGCUGGCGGGGAACCCCUGGGACUGCUCCUGCGGGGCGGCGGACUCUGUGGACCUCAUCAGAGAUCUGAAAAACCGGUCGUUGCUGGAGCAGGAGAACGAGGUCACCUGCAGUACUCCAACUCACCUCCGGGGGCGACCUGUGUGGGGUGUGUCUGUGUGUGGGGCCACACCUUCGCCGCCAUCAACAUCAUCAUCGGUUUGGACGUCACCGCUGAUGACAUCAUCGUCCCCGGGGUCUUCCACUGCAGCCAGCCUCCGACCAGCGCCGCUGAACAUCCCCGGUGCCGAGCUGUACGGGCUGAUGGUGCCUCUGUGUGCUCUGCUCGGGCUCUUCUGCUUCAUGGGGGGCCUCUACGGGAGGAAGCGAAGGAACAGAGCCGUGAAGGCGGGACCUUCGGCCGAAGAGGACCCCAAUGAGGAGCGACCAGGCCAAUCACGGCAGCCGAGACCUCCCUCUGGGCCAAUGGAGAGAGACACCAUUCAAACCGUUCACUGGCACGCGGAUCGAGCCUCGAGGUUUAACUCCACGAACAUCAGGGCAAAGUCGGCCAAUGCCGUGCUGUCAACGUCGCCUUAUAGCGGCGUAUGGAAAGAUUCACCCAGAGGGGAAGAUUCAGCUGGGAAAGUUUCACCCGAUGGGAAAGAAGCACCCGGAGGGAAAGUUUCAACCGGAGGGAAAGAUUCACUAGGAGUGAAACUUUCAGCUGGUGGGCAAAAUUCACAAGGGGGGAAAGUUUCACCCGGUGGGAAAUAUUCACCCGGUGGGAAAGUUUCUCCCAGCUUGAAAGUUUCACCCGGAGUGAAACAAAGUGAGGCGGAUCACCUCCAGCUAGAGAAGACCCAGACCCCAGCAGAACCCGACGUCAGACUGGAGGUGGAGGUGGAGAGGGGGGGUAGGGGAACCAGUGCCCAAGAGGAGGGCCAGAGAUACACUGACCAGCGACACCCUCACGUCUCCGUCUACGCAGAGGAAACGCCCUACCUCAGUAUCGGGGACGUCCCGCCCAAACAGGAAGCUGACAGAGGUCCAGGUCAGAGGUCAAGGACUGGUGAGGUCAUGAGCAGGGUCUCCUCUUGGCCUCUGAGUGCAGCUCAACGCGAGGGCAAAGGGACCGCCGGGGUUCAGGGGGAAGGUCCAGAUAUUUGGACCCAACGCACCGGUCGUCAGCAACGAGAAAGCGAGCGUAAACUUGGAACGGAGAGCUUCUGGGAGCCUCGGGUAUACCAUCAUACGCCGACAGGGGGCGUCGUUAGUGAUUCAGGUGUCGUUUCUGUGACUGCCGACAAACGGGGUUACAGUGCAGCGCUCACAUCUUCAACUACCGACAUGUUGCCACUGGGGGGCACCAGUGGACGCAACACGGAUGUUGUUUCUCACACAUCGCCUUCUUCCUCACAGCAGGGCACCACUGAUGUCCGUGUGGAGCCGAGACGCUCUGUACCGAGUGCAGCGACUCCCGGAGCACUUUGUGAAGAAGAUUUAACAGUCGAUGACAAAACCUGCUCCAAACCAAACGCUGAGACGUUGACGUUCUCGCUGUUGAGUGGCGAGACCCACGUGGGUUCGAGUGAAGACGGUCACCGUGACCGCGGGGAGCCGCGUCCGCCCGGCCAGAGGAUCAGCGUUGUCGGCCGGAGGGGGCCGUCCACCGGUAGGGAUCAGGGAGCACCUGGAAUGGGGUACGAGGAUCUGCUCAACGAAGUGGUUCAGAACCGGGGCCGCUGGACCAGAGACCGGUGGAAACGGACUCAUCUUAACAAGCAGAGCCCCAAGCAGCAGGGGGGAGACGGCUGCUAGGGCGGUCCUCCGGUUGGAAGUUCAGAAUGAACCCACAGGUCAACACUGUGUUUUGAGCUUCAGGGCCCGGUUUUAGGUUAGUCUGAAAUUUGGUAUUUGGAUCACACUGAUCCAAUCCAAUGUUCAUUUAAAAACUGGCAUAAAAGUAAGACGGAUCAGGUGAUCCUGGAUGGCAAAACUUAGGAUUUCCUAAUCAGGAUCAAUUUGAUCCAGAUAAUUUUUUUUGAAAAACUGUGCCUAUUGUUAAAGGGCCAGUAGGCAAUAUUUGUGUAAAACAAUCAACUCAAACUAUGGAAUUACUCCCACUUUCCUGCAGCUAUCGGUGAAUCAAAUGUUUUGCAUUCAUUUGUUUUUAAUUGUACGAUUGGUCUAGUGCUCUGAAAUGGUUCAACCGCCGACUUAAAACAAUCAAUUAGGGCUGGUUUUGUAGCUACUAAUCAGGAAAUGUACGAUGUUACUAAUCAUGCACGAUUGGAAAUUGUUUGGUGGGAGGGGUUUAGAGCAGGGGGGCGUUCGUUAUUUGGGGUGGGAGUGGCUUAGGGCAGGGGGGCGUUCUUCGUUUCGUUGUUUGUUUUUGCCUGCUGCUCUAGUGAAAGCAAUAUUUGCCACAAAAAAGCUUUAACAGGUAUGAUGCAUAUUUAGCAAUCUUGGUGUAAUUAUUGUUGAUUAUCUUUGACUCUCCUGUGAUUUAUAUAUAGGCAUUUAAAUGAGUAGCAUGAAAACCAAUCAGACGCCAAUCAAAACCACACUCAGAUCUAUUCACUUGAUGAUUUUAAUGUUGAUCAUGUCACUCGAAGGAGGAAAUACAUAAAAUAUCAUUUUUUGUUCAA